Molecule: messenger RNA, 1638 nt
Organism: Cuscuta europaea
Lineage: Eukaryota; Viridiplantae; Streptophyta; Magnoliopsida; Solanales; Convolvulaceae
Source: the annotation of a GenBank genome assembly
CUGAACUAAAUAUAUGAUCCUAAUUUGUUCCUGGUACUAAUUUAGAAGAGUGAACUCCGCUACUGAGAGAGUGAGUGUAACGUCCCUCCCUGCUCUUCCUCUCUCGCUAGUCAAAUGGAGUCUCGCGUCCUCUCAGGCGUCACCACCACCGCACGCGGCGUUCCGCUUCUGCGGAAGUCACUCGCAGCACCGAGGUGCACCGCCUUAAGCUUCCCCGCUGCAAAUUCAACCGUGGCUUGCAGCGUCGAGGCCGGAAAAUUGGUAUGGGGACGGCCGUUCAAGCUGGCUACUCUGCUCGAGUCUUCUCCGGCGAGCUCAAUUAUGCCGGUGAUGAGAAGGGAGAUUCUCCCUCCAUGUCCUGCCACAGCCAGUGAUUCGGGCAGGGAUGCUAAGGUCGGUCCCGUCGGGUUCGUGCAGAAAUACCCGACGCUUGUGACGGGGUUCUUCUUCUUCAUGUGGUAUUUCCUGAAUGUGAUCUUCAACAUUAUCAACAAGACGAUCUACAAUUACUUCCCUUAUCCUUAUUUUGUGUCUGUUGUACACUUGGCUGUUGGAGUGGUGUAUUGCUUGGUGAGCUGGUCUGUAGGCCUACCUAAGAGAGCUCCGAUCGAUUCGAAAGUCCUAAAGUUGCUUGUCCCGGUAGCUGUUUGUCACGCACUAGGCCAUGUGACUAGCAAUGUUUCAUUUGCUGCUGUUGCUGUCUCGUUCACCCACACAAUCAAAAGCUCUAGAGCCUUUCUUUAAUGCUGCUGCCUCUCAGUUUAUACUUGGACAACAAAUACCCUUGACAUUAUGGCUCUCACUCGCCCCUGUUGUUCUUGGCGUGUCGGUGGCUUCACUGACUGAGCUCUCUUUCAACUGGACCGGAUUCAUCAGUGCCAUGAUUUCAAACAUCUCUUUCACAUAUAGGAGUAUCUACUCCAAAAAAGCUAUGACUGAUAUGGAUAGCACUAAUGUAUAUGCCUACAUAUCCAUCAUUGCCCUCAUUGUCUGUAUCCCGCCGGCAUUAAUUUUCGAGGGACCUCAGUUAAUGAAGCAUGGGUUUAAUGACGCAAUCGCUAAAGUGGGCUUGACAAAAUUUCUAUCAGAUCUUUUCUGGGUGGGAAUGUUUUACCACUUGUACAAUCAGAUAGCCACGAACACCCUUGAGAGGGUAGCGCCUCUCACCCAUGCUGUUGGGAAUGUGCUCAAACGUGUUUUCGUCAUCGGAUUCUCCAUCAUUAUCUUUGGUAAUAAGAUUUCAACUCAGACUGGUAUCGGAACCUGUAUUGCAAUUGCUGGAGUUGCACUCUAUUCCUUCAUUAAGGCCAAAAUGGAAGAAGAAAAACGGAAAUUGAAAGCUGCCUGAGAUGGUAGAGAGCAUGAAAAAGAUUGUGAUAGUGAUUUAUUUUAAGAAUUUCCCAUCCAAUGAAAAGUUAAAAAGAAGCUAAAACAAUAAUCGAGUAUAUUCAUUGUAAUUGACUAAUUGUGUAGGCAGGCCUUUCACUUGACUAUUUUCUUUGAAGCAAACACAACUUUGUAAUACUGAACCAUAUAUAUCCCAUGGUUGAAAUCGUGUGCAGUGUGCUGUAGAUUAUAUUUAGUCACGGAAGUAUCAAUGUUUGCUUCCUAGAGAAACCACAAUGUAGCUGAGUUCUA